UUAAGGAUUUUCAAGAUAUAUAUCUAUUUAAAAAAGCUUUUCUUUUUUAUCUAAAAACGAUGAACCCUAUAGAAAAUAUACCUGAAGAAAUACUAGAAAAACUUAAUGAACUACAAAUGUUUUCAUUAGAUAAGAAAAAACUAGAUCAUAUUAUAGAUUAUUUCAUUGAAGAAAUGAAUAAAGGUUUAUCAAAAGAAGGAUCAAGCAUUCCUAUGCUUCCUACUUGGAUUGUAGGAUAUCCUGAAGGAAAUGAACAUGGCACCUAUUUAACUCUUGAUAUAGGAGGCACUAACUUUAGGCUAUGUAAAGUUACUUUACUUGGAGAUAGAAAGUUUGAUUUAGUACAAUCAAAUUAUAGUAUUUCUAAAGAGUUAAAACAAAGUGAUUCAGAUCAGUUUUUUAGUUUUAUAGUACAAAAACUUAAAGAAUUUUUAAAAGAACACAAAAUUGAAGAAAAUAUACAACUCGGAUUUACUUUUUCAUAUCCAUGCAAACAAGAUAGAAUUAAUCACGGAAUUCUUAAAAAUUGGACAAAAGAGUUUAAUGUAAAAAAUGUUGAAGGGCAUGAUGUCGUUGAACUUUUUGUUAAAGCAAUUAAAAAAGAAAAUAUCCUGGUAGAUGUUGCAGUCUUAAUCAACGAUACUGCUGGUACGUUGAUAGCAUCGAAUUAUGUUGAUAGUGAAACAAAGCUUAGUGUAAUUUAUGGCACAGGAUCUAACGCAUCAUACAUGGAACAGGUAAAAUACAUUCCAAAAAUUCACCACAUGAAUUUGCCACCCGAUCUUCCUAUUGUUAUAAACUGUGAAUGGGGUGCAUUUGAUAAAGAAAAACAAGUUCUUCCGUGUACAAAGUAUGAUAUUCAACUUGAUCUAGAAUCUAAACAUCCAGGACAACAAACGUUUGAAAAAAUGAUAUCUGGAUUUUAUCUAGGAGAAAUCAUGAGGCUAAUUUUAUUGGAUUUAUAUGAAAAAAAAUUGUUUUUUAAAAAGCAAUGUAUUAAAACCAUCGAAAAACCAUACUCUUUUCAAACACCAUAUUUAAGUCUUAUCGAACUUGAUCCUCAUGAAGAUCUUAUAGAAAUACACGAGUAUAAAUAUCUAUCUAUGAUUAUUAUCGUUUUAUAUAAUCCUUUUAGACUUUUCAAAACACAGUUUCAUAUAGAAUGUACAAUAUCAGAAAGGAAAGUCAUAAAAGAAAUUGCAAAAUUAAUAUCAAAACGAUCUGCAUAUCUCUCUGCAUGUGGAAUUGCAGCAAUUUGUAAGAAGAAAAACAUUAAGAAAUGUUCUGUAGGUACAGAUGGUAGCAUAAUAAACAAAUAUCCUGGAUUUAAGGAACAUGUCCGUGAUGCAUUAAAAUGUAUAUUUGGACCAGAUGGAGACAAAAUUAAAUUAGUUCGUGCACAAGAUGGGAGUGGUGUCGGAGCAGCUAUAAUUACUGCUAUAACUAUUAAAAGAAAAAAAAGUAACAAUUUUAUUUUUAUUUAAUCCGUAGAAUUUACUGCUUUUUUUCACCGUGAUACAGAAAAAUAUUACAUAUUUUUUCUAU
This is a messenger RNA of Pneumocystis jirovecii RU7, 1545 nucleotides long. RefSeq lists its product as uncharacterized. Lineage: Eukaryota; Fungi; Ascomycota; Pneumocystomycetes; Pneumocystales; Pneumocystaceae. Gene Ontology annotation, molecular function: mannokinase activity; ATP binding; glucokinase activity. The record is from RefSeq and is a predicted model, not a curated record. Gene Ontology annotation, biological process: glycolytic process; intracellular glucose homeostasis; glucose 6-phosphate metabolic process. The transcript has 15 exons. Gene Ontology annotation, cellular component: mitochondrion; cytosol. The coding region runs from base 60 to 1484 and encodes 474 amino acids.